AUGGGACAGCAGUUCACCAACGCCGAAGGGGAGCAAGGAGAGAUUGAUGUUGCCGAAUUGCAGGAAUGGUAUAAGAAAUUUGUGGUUGAAUGUCCCAGUGGGACCCUCUUCAUGCACGAAUUCAAGCGGUUCUUCGGGGUCCAGGAUAACCGUGAAGCAGCAGAGUAUAUCGAAAACAUGUUCAGAGCUUUUGAUAAGAAUGGGGAUAAUACCAUUGAUUUUCUGGAAUAUGUAGCUGCCUUGAAUCUUGUUUUACGAGGGAAACUGGAACACAAGCUGAGGUGGACAUUCAAAGUAUAUGACAAGGAUGGGAAUGGCUGCAUAGAUAAACCUGAGCUGCUGGAAAUUGUUGAGUCUAUCUACAAGCUGAAGAAGGUGUGUCGGUCGGAGGUGGAGGAGAGGACUCCACUGCUCACGCCGGAGGAGGUUGUGGACAGGAUAUUUCAGUUGGUGGAUGAGAAUGGGGAUGGGCAGCUGUCUCUUGACGAGUUCAUUGAUGGGGCCAGGAAAGACAAGUGGGUCAUGAAGAUGUUGCAAAUGGAUGUAAACCCUGGGGGAUGGAUCUCUGAGCAGAGGAGAAAGAGUGCUUUGUUUUGA
Gavia stellata (red-throated loon) is the source of this 597-nucleotide messenger RNA. RefSeq names its product guanylate cyclase activator 1B (gene GUCA1B). The transcript has 4 exons. Gene Ontology annotation, biological process: visual perception. Bases 1 to 597 code for a protein of 198 amino acids. Gene Ontology annotation, cellular component: cone photoreceptor outer segment; photoreceptor inner segment. NCBI's taxonomy places the organism in Eukaryota, Metazoa, Chordata, Aves, Gaviiformes, Gaviidae. Gene Ontology annotation, molecular function: calcium sensitive guanylate cyclase activator activity; calcium ion binding. The record is from RefSeq and is a predicted model, not a curated record.